Caenorhabditis briggsae is the source of this 1017-nucleotide messenger RNA. RefSeq names its product Protein CBR-TRY-7 (gene Cbr-try-7). Gene Ontology annotation, molecular function: serine-type endopeptidase activity. Gene Ontology annotation, biological process: proteolysis. The record is from RefSeq and is a predicted model, not a curated record. Bases 1 to 1017 code for a protein of 338 amino acids. The transcript is spliced from 7 exons. NCBI's taxonomy places the organism in Eukaryota, Metazoa, Nematoda, Chromadorea, Rhabditida, Rhabditidae.
AUGGGACGAGAUGCUCAGCAAACAGAAGCUCCCUGGUCCAUUUUCUAUUUGUUGUACGGUAAACCAGACGCGAAAGGAGCAAGAACUGCGACGACAUGCACUGGAACUAUCGUUUCCACUCGUCACAUUCUUUUUGCCACUCACUGUUUCGCCGAUUUAAACGACGUUUCUUGGUCUCCCAAAGAUCUACCUUUCGAUAAUAACAACUGCAAAGGAGAUCAUUAUGAGAUCACAAAUGAAGAACUGUUGAAAGCUAUUAAAAUUCAGUCAAACGGCGCUAAAGUUGCACAACACCCAGAGAAAAUCACAAUAGUCUAUGGCUGUAUAAAAAGACAAGCUAACAAAACAACUCCCUACCCAAACGUUGGGCCACAGUAUUACGUAGAUGACUUUGCGAUUAUUGAUUUGUAUGAGGAUCUGACAUUCUCAGAGACUCUCGGAAUGGUUUGUGUAGCAGAGAUCCGGGCCGCGAAUGUAGUCAACACAGUUCUUGAUUAUUUUGGAUUCGGAUUAAACCCUCCGAAGGGUCAACAAGAGGGAAAAGAUAACUCUGGUCUGUUGAGACAUGAAAAAGUUCAAAUUAGGAGUGACAUGCCAAUGGAGGAUUACUAUUUUUUGGCUAUCAGUGUUGAUUCAAAAACAAUUGCUUGUGUAGGAGACAGUGGUGGAGGAUCAAUUGGUGAUAUCAAUGGAAAAAAGACAAUUGUUGGAGUAUUAUCUCAAACGAAUUGCGCCAAUCCAAAAGACCGAGAUGAUAAACCAUUUGAACAAUACGCUUCUGUUGGGUAUUACAAUGACAUCAUCUGCCAAUUGACUGGAAUCUGUAAUACUUCCCAAGAGCAUGACAAAUACCUGCCAAAUAAUGUUCGGCCAGUAAAACCACCACGGCCUACAGAAGCUCCAAUUGUUACUCAUCAAAGAGAAAUCGGACAAGCACAGGGAGCUGAGCCAGAUGGGGCCAAUGAAAAAUCCAUUCAUUUUAUCGUGGCUUUGAUUCUUGUAGUUUUUCUUGUCUAA